AUGGCAGACAUCAUGGAUCACCCGGUAGUCCACCUCUUGAAGUCUCUCAUGUCCAUUGUCAGCACGAGCGAGCUCGAGCACGGCAUUGGCGUCUUCUUGGAAGAGCAUCUCCAGGGCCUGGGCUACACCGUAGAGCGCAUCCCCAUUGCGCCGGGAUCAACGCGCCACAAUGUAUACGCCUACCUCGGCCCGGCCCGCCAGACGCGCGUGCUUCUGACCGCGCACAUGGACACGGUGCCACCGCACAUCCCGCUGACAGUCGACGGCGACAUCAUUCGGGGCAGAGGGUCGUCGGAUGAUCUAGGUCCGCUGGCGGCGCAGAUUCAGGCGGCGGAAGAAUUGAGACGCGAAGGAAAAGUCCGCGACGAAGGCGACAUUGGCCUGCUGUUUGUGGUUGGCGAGGAGAAUGGCGGACAUGGCAUGAUUGCCGCAAACGACAUGGGAUUGACCUGGGAGUCGGGCAUCUUUGCCGAGCCUACGGAGAGUAAACUUGCCAAAGGCCACAAGGGACAAGUCGCUUUCGAGGUGAUUGCCAAUGGUAUUGCGUGCCACUCGGGGUAUCCCCAUCUCGGCAAAAGUGCCACAACGACUCUUCUCAACGUCUUGAACGACCUCUCUGCGGCCACUUGGCCCGAGUCUGAUCUGCUCGGCCCCUCCACCUUCAACAUCGGCACCCUCGAGGGCGGCGAGAAACACAACAUUGUCGCCCCGUCGGCCAAGGCGCUAUGCGAAGUCCGCAUGGUCUCUGACCUGCCUGGCAUCAAGGCCAAGGUGGCCGAGAUCGUCUCGCGGCACCCCGACGUGGAGCUCAAGUUUGUGUUCGAGUACCCCGAGGCGCUAUUGGACUGGGAAAUUGACGGUUUCGACGCUGCCCCCGUGGCCUUUGGGACAGAUGUUCCCCGACUCAAGGCCGAGUGCUGCGGCAACAGAGUACUCUUUGGUCCAGGAUCGAUCCUCGUCGCACAUGGGCCAGAUGAGUAUAUCCGUGUGCCUGAGCUGAUUGACAGCAUAUCUUCCUACAAGAAGCUGGUCCUCCACUUCCUCCGACAAUAA
Molecule: messenger RNA, 1053 nt
Organism: Pestalotiopsis fici W106-1
Lineage: Eukaryota; Fungi; Ascomycota; Sordariomycetes; Amphisphaeriales; Sporocadaceae
Exons: 2
Coding region: 1-1053 (350 amino acids)
Molecular function (GO): hydrolase activity
Source: RefSeq, a predicted model, not a curated record